This is a messenger RNA of Salvia splendens (bonfire salvia), 1192 nucleotides long. Its product is annotated as transcription repressor OFP1. The transcript has a single exon. The coding region runs from base 144 to 1097 and encodes 317 amino acids. Gene Ontology annotation, molecular function: DNA binding. Lineage: Eukaryota; Viridiplantae; Streptophyta; Magnoliopsida; Lamiales; Lamiaceae. The record is from RefSeq and is a predicted model, not a curated record. Gene Ontology annotation, biological process: negative regulation of DNA-templated transcription.
UCAUUUUCUAGUAUUUAGCAUCAUAUCUCACACAUCAUUCCCUCUAUACCUCAAUUCUCACACAAUCUCAAAUUAAAUUUCUCCAAAAACCAUACAUUCUCCUAAGUCUCAUCAUAUUUAGCCAAAAUUCACAAUCUUGAUCGAUGGGGAAUCAUAGAUUCAAGCUAUCCGACAUGAUGCCAAAUGCUUGGUUCUACAAGUUAAGAGACAUGAGCAAAAUUAGAAGUCACAACCCCUCUCACUCCAUCAAGAAAAACAUGCAAUCUUCAGCCCCGAAUCCGAGGAAAUCCUUCUACAGCACCUCGGACUCGGGGUACGUUAGAAUGGACACCAAAUUGUGUCUUUCGCCGAUGAAUCCCAAAUUCAGCGACAGUCGCUUCCCGCACGAGCCUCCGAGGAAGUCCGCGAAGAGACGAGCGAAGCGGAGGACGGUCUACACGCCAUCUCCAAGAAAAAUCGCCCCUUCUGAGGCCGAAAUCCCUGCCUGGCUUAAUAACCAUGCAGGGAACAUUCAGGUCGGCCCCACCUCCCCUGUCAGGAUGGACUUCUUAGAGUCCUCCUUGUCAGGAUUCGAGUGCGAAGAAGGCUCGUGUGGAUGUGACAUCAUCAUUGACGUCGAUGACGUGUCAUACGAUGCCACCGUACCCACUGACGACAACAGCAUGGCGGAAUUCAACAUGAUAUCAGAGCAGGGCCUCCCGCCCAUCCGGACUAAGCCGGCCGCGUUCAACGGCGCGUCGGUGAAAUCUCCGGGGAGGAGCGUGGGCGGCCGGAAGUCGUUCUCCGGCGGGGUCAAAAUCCGGGGAAACGGCCGGAGACUCGGCCGGAGGAAGCCGGGAGGGCGGCGACGGAGAAACGGGGAGGAGGAGGGGAAGAAAGGGGCGUUCUUCUCCGAGAGCUUCGCCAUUGUUAAAGCUUCUUUCGAUCCAGAGAAGGAUUUCAGGGAAUCGAUGAUGGAAAUGAUUGUUGAGAAUAAUUUAAGAGAGUCUAAAGAUUUGGAAGAGCUUCUUGCUUGCUAUCUCUCACUGAAUUCAAAUAAUUAUCAUGAUAUGAUCAUCAAAGCGUUUGAGCAAAUCUGGGCUCAGCUUCAUUUGUAGAAAGAAAAAAAAUAGAUUAUUUGUAUAUUUUGCUUGAGUUAUGUAAUAAUUUAAAUGUUUGUAACAAAUUAAGUGUAAUAAGCUGUUUUUGUAAA